AUGGGGUUCUGGGCUAAGUUUGUGUACUACAGCAGAAGCGUGCUCGGCGUCACUCUGCUGAGCACCUGUGCACUGUAUGGUGUGGUGGCCUCUAUCGUGCUUUCGUGUAUCGGGAAGAGGCAUCUUGCGCAGUGGACCACCGCCCGUUCCUUUUACUAUGUGAUGGGAACAUUUCUGGGCAUUGAAGUCGAGGUGAUCAACGAGGAAAACCUGAAGAAGUUGCCAGCGAUUCUGGUGGCUAACCACCAGUCUGCCCUUGACAUUUUGAUGCUGGGUCGUAUCUUCCCUCCCGGGUGCACCGUGACGGCCAAGAGCUCUUUGAAGUGGGUGCCCUUUUUGGGCUGGUUCAUGAUGCUCAGCGGCUCCUUGUUUCUGGAGAGAGGCAACCGCGAGAAAAGUGUGAGAACACUGAACAACGCGUUGGACGUGAUGCGCACCAAGAAACGUGCUGUCUGGAUUUUCCCAGAAGGCACGAGAAGCCACUCAACCAAGCUCGGCCUGCUUCCCUUCAAGAAGGGUGCAUUCCACCUCGCCCAGCAAGGAAAGAUCCCAAUUGUACCCAUUGUGGUUUCUAACACCAGCACUUUGAUGAACUCGAAGUAUAAGGUGUUCAAUCGUGGUGUGAUCACCGUGAAGGUUCUGGAUCCAAUUCCAACAGAUGACUUGAAGAAAGAGGACGUUACGGCUUUCACUAAACGUGUGGAGGAGCUGAUGCUUAAGGAAGUGGAAAACCUGGGCUACUCAGACGCCAUGCUAGACACCAACUUGCCUCCUGAGGUCAGAAGCUCAGUUACGCAGGUCCUGACCAGCUCGACCAUCACGGAUUCCGAGGAGCAGGACGUGUCGACCAAAGAUUCCGUCGAAGAAGCUGUCGAAGCUCUCGAGGCGGAGGAUGAGGACGAAGGCGAGCCCGAGCGUAACGAAACAGCGGUCCAAAACGAGGACGUUACCGCUCAAGCCCAGGAGCCUGAAAUCCAGGAGCCUGAAAUCCAGGAGCCUGAAACCCAGGAGUCUGAGGCCCAGGAGCCUGAAGCUCAGGACUCUAAGGCCGACGCUAAAGAUUCCAAGGCCAAGGCCAAACAUUCUAAGGCCAAGAAAUAG
This is a messenger RNA of Lachancea thermotolerans CBS 6340, 1101 nucleotides long. RefSeq names its product 1-acylglycerol-3-phosphate O-acyltransferase SLC1 (gene SLC1). Gene Ontology annotation, molecular function: 1-acylglycerol-3-phosphate O-acyltransferase activity. Gene Ontology annotation, biological process: phosphatidic acid biosynthetic process. Gene Ontology annotation, cellular component: endoplasmic reticulum; membrane. The record is from RefSeq and is a predicted model, not a curated record. NCBI's taxonomy places the organism in Eukaryota, Fungi, Ascomycota, Saccharomycetes, Saccharomycetales, Saccharomycetaceae. The transcript has a single exon. Bases 1 to 1101 code for a protein of 366 amino acids.